Molecule: messenger RNA, 2657 nt
Organism: Rosa chinensis
Lineage: Eukaryota; Viridiplantae; Streptophyta; Magnoliopsida; Rosales; Rosaceae
Product: protein DETOXIFICATION 16
Exons: 8
Coding region: 512-1981 (489 amino acids)
Biological process (GO): xenobiotic detoxification by transmembrane export across the plasma membrane
Cellular component (GO): membrane
Molecular function (GO): xenobiotic transmembrane transporter activity; antiporter activity
Source: RefSeq, a predicted model, not a curated record
GAGGAAUCGCUAAACGAGUGCAUGUAAAACGGCUCAGUCUAAAGACUCGUGAGCUAGCAAGUAUUGAUGAUCAUCAAGUACCUUGUAGCUUUAUUUGAUUGGUUCAGAUUCGGGGACUUGAAGAGGCCAGUGUUGAAAAUCUCAUCAACGAUCAGAGCAUCUCCUGAAGGAUAGUAUUCACUAUUCAGGAUCGACAGUUGUUCUCAGCUAGCAAUCCUACGCACUAAUCUGCCUCCAAUUUUGACUAUAAACAAUUAGAAAUACCAAGAAAUAUUCCAAAUAUCCUACUAUGCAUGACCAUGGCUGUAUGAUGGAGCUUUAAAAUUGUAUAUUGCUUUUCUUGAUUUCUUCCCACAUAAAGGGAUUAAAUUUCCUCAAGUUAUAAAGUGACAUAGGACAUAGGACAUAGGACAGUCCGGUCCAAAAAAUCAGCAUUCAUUAUAUAUCUCUGUAGGCGGAAGUCUCUGCUCUCAACUUGAACACUAGUCUUUGGAAAACAAGAACACAAGCAAUGGCUGACGAAGAACAAUCUGCUGGUCUUGAAUCACCCUUGAUUCCAGUUCAGCCCCAACAACAUGCAAUACAAUCAACAAGGGGACAAUUCACGAAAGGCGAAUUGUUCGGGGAACUGAAGAAGCAGUUAUUGUUGGCAGGGCCGCUGGUAUCAUCAAAUUUCUUGUUGUUUGGUAUGCAGGUUAUUUCAGUCAUGUAUGUUGGUCAUCUUGGGGAGCUAUCACUUGCAGGUGCUUCUAUGGCCACUUCAUUUGCAUCUGUGACUGGUUUGAGCUUGAUAAUAGGAAUGGGUAGCGCAUUAGACACAUUUUGCGGGCAGUCAUAUGGAGCAAAACAGUAUCAUAUGCUUGGGAUACACUUGCAGAGGGCAAUGCUUGUUCUUCUGCUGGCCUGCAUUCCUAUUGCAACUAUAUGGUUCAAUGCGGGCUACAUUCUUCAAUCCUUGGGUCAAGAUCCAGAAAUUGCUGCAGCUGCUGGAAACUAUGCUCGUUUCUUGAUACCUUGCAUUUUUGCUUACGCAGUCCAACAAUGUCAUUCUAGAUUCUUGCAAACCCAAAGCAAUGUGGUUCCUAUGAUAGUUAGCACUGGCACAGCAACACUAGCACACUUGCUUGUCUGUUGGCUUCUGGUAUAUAAGACAAGCCUUGGAUAUAGAGGAGCUGCUGUCGCAAUCUCCAUCUCAUAUUGGAUCAAUGCGUUGUUCUUGGUUGUUUAUAUCAGAGUUUCUCCCUCUUGUAAACACACAUGGACGGGAUUUUCAAAGGAGGCAUUUCAUGGAAUUCCCAACUUCAUAAAAUUAUCUAUCCCUUCAGCUAUAAUGAUCAGCCUAGAAAUCUGGUCAUUCGAAUUGAUGGUUCUCUUAUCCGGUUUUCUUCCAAAUCCACAGCUUGAAACCUCAGUGCUAUCAAUCAGCCUUAACACAUGCUCCAUGAUAUACAUGAUUCCUCUUGCAUUCGCCGCUGCAGCAAGCACAAGAGUUUCAAAUCAACUGGGUGCCGGGCAACCACGACUUGCUCGUCUAGCAGUAGGUGUUGCACUAUGCAUUGUUGUUACCGAAGGUAUUAUGGCUGCUGCUAUACUGAUACUGGGUCGAAAAGUUUGGGGAUACUGUUACAGCAGUGAAAAGGAAGUGAUCAAUUAUGUUGGACAAAUGCUUAUUUUGGUUGCGGUAUCCCACUUUUUUGAUGGACUUCAAUCUGUGCUUUCAGGUAUCAUAAGAGGAAGUGGACAGCAGAAGAUUGGGGCAUAUGUUAAUUUGGGAGCUUAUUAUCUUAUGGGAAUUCCUACGGCAAUAUUAUUAGCAUUUGUAUUCCACAUUGGAGGAAAGGGUCUUUGGAUGGGAAUCAUUGUUGCGCUAUUUGUGCAAGCACUGUCUCUUGCAAUCAUAAUCUUAUUCACAGACUGGGAAAAAGAAGUGAAGAAAGCUUCUGAUAGAGUAUACAACACACCAACCGCUUCUGAUGCAUAGAAAAUAAGAAGAUGCGUAUCGGCCCAAUGGCGGACGCAGUAUAGGACAAGUGGGGACUACUGCCCUAAGUGAACUAGUGAAUUUCUAUCAAUAGGGCGCCACAGCGAUAGCUUAGGCAGUUAGGCAUGUAUAAUAAUAUAUGUUAUUUGAUAAGAAGCAAAACUUUGAUUGGAUGUGUAAUUUUUAAUACAUAUAUAUAUAUAUAUAUAUAUAUAUAUAUAUAUAUAUAUGCACAUGCAUACAGGCUGAUCACUGACGUCCACACAAAUGCAAAAGUGCGGAUGUCCCUCCUUAGGCCUCGAUCACACGGUGAUGGUGUUGUUGUGGUUGCCGGUGCCAAAUCAGGCAUCGAUGUCAAGCAUUUGCUUGCCGAUGGAGUCGUCGAUGAAGAGUUUGAAGUCGACCUUGAUGGGCUUCCAUGGUUUUAGGCGAGCUCACCGUGCACACCAUCGAUUCCGAUCAGCUGAGUCGUUGCCUUGAUAGUGACACUGUCCGGGAUGCCCAAAGUGUUCGUUCCGCAACCGCAGCGCCUGAAACCACUGCCUGAUCGAGGCCUGAGGAGGAAUAUUCACACUUUUGCAUCUGUGCGGACGUCUUCUUUUGAAUGGCUCCUUCUAUAUCACUUGAAACCACUGCCUGAUCGAGGCUUGAGGAGGAAUGUACACACUUUUGCAUC